Ceraceosorus guamensis is the source of this 1554-nucleotide messenger RNA. RefSeq names its product nagb/rpia/CoA transferase-like protein. Gene Ontology annotation, molecular function: guanyl-nucleotide exchange factor activity; translation initiation factor activity. The coding region runs from base 410 to 1471 and encodes 353 amino acids. Gene Ontology annotation, biological process: translational initiation. The record is from RefSeq and is a predicted model, not a curated record. The transcript has 4 exons. Gene Ontology annotation, cellular component: eukaryotic translation initiation factor 2B complex. NCBI's taxonomy places the organism in Eukaryota, Fungi, Basidiomycota, Exobasidiomycetes, Ceraceosorales, Ceraceosoraceae.
CUGAAGUGCUCAAGGAAUCAGCGCUUCCAAAGCAAGGCAAACUGUUCACCCACCUUCACCACAUCGUAGCAAGUCAUCAUAUUCAAGGAGCACACCCAUGCAAACGACGUGUUGGCCGACUUGAUCGACUCAAAAGCGCGCACCCUUGUUGCGCCCGCAUCCGCUCCGACCUCAGGACGAAGUGCGGUAUCAUCUCCUCCAACGUGCUUCCCUUGCAAGCAACCUCGUCUGAAGCUGCUAACACAUCGUCGAUUGCGCCACAAGCUGCAGCCAGAAUAGCAGCAAAAACUACUUCAAGACCGUACGCCUCGCGUAGCCAGCAGCACCAGCUGACUCUGUAGCGUUCCCGUUUCGAGUACGCAGCCCGAGGGUGAGCAUCUAGCUCCUCUUCUGCUCAGCAAUCGUCAUCAUGGCUCUCGCACCUCUCCAUGAUGCUGAGUCGAAGGAAACAGGCCGAUCUGGAUCGAGCGUCAAGACGGCGUCUUUCGAUGUGCAUUCUUCAUAUCAAGCGCAUCUCGCAUCCUCCGCCGACAUGCCCAUGCCCAUCGCCGCCAUGCUCAGCCUUUGCGACCUGAUAUCUAUGACAUCCGUUCAGACGACCACGGAGCUCACCACACUGCUCAAGAAGGCUUCCGAAGAGCUCAAGGAUGCUCUGUCUAAUCCUGUUCCUGCGACGGCUGGCCUGGAUCUGUUUGCCAGAUUGGUGGGCGCUAUGGCUUGGGGAGAUCGAGAAUUCGAAGAGAUGAAGAGGGACCUGAUUGCCGUUGCCAGGGAAUAUGCGGGCAAGACUGUGCCCUUGUGUAGAGACGUCAUUGCAAAGAGGGCUAUGUCAUUCAUCAAGGACGACGCGGUGAUCCUCACUCACUCUUACUCGCGGGUAGUGAUGCACAUCCUCCUAGCAGCUGCCGAAGCUGGCCGACGUCCAAGCGUUUACGUCACAGAAGCCCGACCUAUGGGCUUGGGUAUCAAGACUUACAACGAGCUUCAAGCGGCCGGCAUCCCUUGCACGGUGGUGUGUGACUCCGCCGCUGCAUACAUCAUGUCAAAGGUGGAUCUCGUACUGGUCGGCGCCGAGGGCGUCUGCGAGAGUGGAGGACUGCUCAAUGCGGUCGGAACAUUGCAAUUGGCACUGAUUGCAAAGGCCAGCGAUAGACCCUGUUACGCGGCUGCGGAGAGCUUCAAGUUCUUGCGAGUUUUUCCCCUUUCUCAGCACGAUGUGCCGACAUCGAGACGGCACAUUCUGCCAUUGACUCCGCCCGAGGCACCAUCAGACGCGAAGGGCUCGGCGAGCGGAAGGAUAGGUGGCGGUGCCUCGGAGCACCGCAUGACACAAGCCAUGGAGGAUCUGAAUCCCUUGGUGGACUACACACCGCCACAUCUCCUCGCUGCCCUCUUCUCCGACGUCGGCGUCCUCGCAACCAGCUCGGGCGUUGGAGACGCGCUCUUGUCGGUGUAUGGUGGAGCGGACUAGUGCUUUAGCCAAGACACAAGAGCACAGUCCGCAAAAUGGAGCGUGUGCAGCCCCUUGCGUGUCUGGGCACGCGACCUCGAGAG